AAACGAAUGACAUUUAUAAGAUUGACGAAAUUGUUUUGCCGUGCGAAAACAUUCGCUUGUUUUAAUUGAGAGAGAGAGAGAGAGGUGGGUGCAAGCUGGGGUGUAGCUUAAAGAGGAAUUGAGGGAGAGAGAGAGAUCUUGUCAGAUCGGAAGCUGAACUGAGGGUAGAUGGGGAGGGAUGUUGCAGGUUUACGCAUUGACAAGCAGCCCACUGUUGUCAAUGUAAAAUCAAAUGGAUUCUCCCAUGAUAGAAUUCAUGUUGCUCCCAGAAUUGCUGGUGAAGUUGAUGAAACAAAGGACCAUGAGGUGGAAGAACAUAAUCCUGUGAAAGACUCCUUUACUGAAGAAUGUCAUGAGAAGCAAGACAUACUAGGUGUUAAAAGCGCAAAUUUUGAGCCGGUCCUGCCUGAGGCGAGAACUCUGAAACCUGCAGCUCAGAAAUCUGGUGACAAAAAGCUUAGCUCACCUGUUAAACCUGCAUCGGACUCUGCUGCUGCUGGAAAUCUGCAAUCAAAGUCCCCUAUUAUUUCCCAGCCACCUGGCCUCACAACUCAUAAACAGAGUUCAAUUGUAAAUCAUGGUAUUGGGGCUGAAACAGUUGAUGCUGAUGUGAGGUGUUCAUCAAAGACUGAUGAGUGGCAUUCACCUAAGACAGGAAAGAAAUCACAGCUAAACUCUCCUUCAGUGUCAAGGAAGCCACUGCAGCCUGAUGACAAGAAAUAUCAUCGCGAAGAAGAUAGCUGGUCCGUGGCCUCAUCAGCUGCAACCUCUGUGCGGACAGUCAAAUCCAGGAUUACUGUUCCAGUAGCUCCCACAUUUAGAUGCUAUGACCGUGCUGAGAGACGUAAGGAGUUUUACUCAAAGUUGGGGGAGAAACACCAAGCUUUGGAGGCUGAGAAAAUUGAAUAUGAAGCAAGAACCAAGGAGGAAGAGCAAGAAGCUAUAAAGCAGCUUAGAAAGAGCAUGGUGUAUAAAGCAAAUCCUGUUCCUAAUUUUUACCAUGAAGGACCUCCGCCCAAAGUUGAAUUGAAAAAGUUGCCAGUGACUCGUGCCAAAUCACCAAAAUUAACCCGGAGAAAGAGUUGUGGUGAUGCUGUUAACUCAUCUCCAGUUGAAAAGGGAGUUUGUGCGAGGGCAACCCGUCACAGCAUUGGCAUUUACAAGGAAGGCAGUACUACCACCUGCACUCCCAAAUAUAAGGGUCAGUUCAGUGGAUGGAAUGUUAAUGGCACUAGCAAAGUUAAGGACAGUCCCAAACAGGCAAAGGAGUCAUCAAAAACAACUCCUCGUAAAGUCACUGAGCAGAGGAGUGCUGAUAUUGCAGUUCAGUCCUGAACGGUUAGUGUUUUUGUUAUUAUUUUUUAUUUUUCCCCUUUUUUCUUUUGUAGCUGGAGAAAGUUACCUGAAUUUCCUUGCUAUCCAUUUGGGUGUUUCGGAAAAAGCUAAUGGACUUGGUGUUUCUGUUCUGUAAUGAGCUGUUGAAAUGGUGUCAAUUCCGAAUUGUAUAUUUUGUGUAAUUUAUUUUUGCGACAUAGAUGAGACGCCCUUCUAAUGGGAAACAUUUUGUUCCAUCAUAUAAUUACUGUAUUACACAUCUUGCUGGUGUUGAUUGUUUGUUGGCUACCCCUGGAACGAGGAAACUGGAUUUCUGAUUAGAUGGACCCAUAGCCAAUAUGAGCUCGAAGCUUCCUUCUUAACUCCGAGAACUUUUUUUGUAGUACCUCUUUAAAACUUCCUACUUGUGAACGAAAA
Messenger RNA from Ilex paraguariensis (yerba mate), 1752 nucleotides. NCBI's taxonomy places the organism in Eukaryota, Viridiplantae, Streptophyta, Magnoliopsida, Aquifoliales, Aquifoliaceae. The record is from the annotation of a GenBank genome assembly.